Molecule: messenger RNA, 609 nt
Organism: Aaosphaeria arxii CBS 175.79
Lineage: Eukaryota; Fungi; Ascomycota; Dothideomycetes; Pleosporales
Exons: 6
Coding region: 1-609 (202 amino acids)
Source: RefSeq, a predicted model, not a curated record
AUGGCUUCCUCUUCGGCCGCUACCAAGCGCAACCUGAAACCUUCACCCAUCAUACCCAAUCCACAGCAAAACGCAAACUUUGCCGCGUCUGUAGAGCUGCCUAGUCUUCAGCCCGCCCUCGCGCCAGGCCAGGACUCGUUCUCCGUCUUUCCUCCGCAUCCACCGCAGCAGAGAAAGCGCAAAUCCGUGAACGAGCAGCAGAUGGCUGCGAAUGCUAGCUCCACCGGCGCGACGUCUGGAGGCGGGCCCGCUGUUCCAGGCGCCGCGGGCGACUCAGAUGCCCACAACCAAGAGCCAAAGGCCAAGAAAAGCAGGACCAACACUCCAUGGACACCAGCAGAGGAGCAGAGGCUCAAGACCAUGAGAGACGCGCAGAAGACUUGGAGUGAAAUCGCAAAGACAUUCCCGCAACGAACGGAAGGUAGUGUCAAGAAACACUGGUACAAGGAUAUGCACUAUGCCGAAUUUGGGGAGGACGAGAGCGCAGCGCUGCUUGCCGCGAUCAAGGAGUACGAUCAGAACAAAUGGAAGGUGAUCGGACAGAAGGUCAACAAACCCGCAAAAGCAUGCGAGCAGUAUGCGAAGGAGCAUUUUGGCGGAAAGGCCUGA